AUGGCUUCUCCUCCAUACGCUCAAUCGUCAAGUGCCCUCUCACCAUCAUAUUCUUCGCAGUCACAGCUUCCCAUGGGUAGUAAGAAGCGUCCUUCCGAGGGCGGCCCACAACCCUCCAUCAAGCGACGUAAGGCCUCGACUCUCUCCGUCGCCUCAGCCACAUCCGCCCACCCACUCCGCCAAACCUCGUUCCCCCCGGAAGCUCGGUCGCCGCUUGCACGAUCACCCUCCGUCGACACCACAAGCCACGUGAGCGGCAGCCAGGUCAGCGCGGCCGCCGGGCCUCAAAAGAAGAAGCGCGGUCGGAAGCCUAAGAACCACGCCGCCGCCAACGGGGGCAGCCGCGCGGGGACGCCGUCCGUGGCCAGCGGGCGGGCGGGGACCACGGUCAGCGGCGCGGGCACGGCGGCGGACGGACAGAACGGCGAGGACGGCGGCGGCGUCGACGAUGACGACGACAACGAUCCCCAGAUGGGCCUGGUCGGCGGGGAUGCCAGGACGCAAGAACAAAAACAGGAAGAGAUCCGCAUGCGGGCCAUGUUGGUCGAGGCGCUCGAUCCGGACCAGAUGGAUCGCUACGAGCUUUGGCGCGCUGGCAAGCUCACCGAGUCUGUCGUCAAGCGGGUCGUCAACGCCACUGUCUCCCAAUCCGUCCCUCCAACAGUAACUCUCGCCAUGAAGUCGGUAGCCAAAUUCUUCGUCGGCGACAUCAUCGAAAAGGCCGUCGAGAUACAGUACGAGUGGAUGCACACCACGGCCGAGAAGCAAUCGGACGAGCCGUUCCCGCCGCAGGAGACGGACAAGGACGUCAAGGGGGACCUCAACCGGCUGGGCGAGCAGGACAAGCGCGGGCCUCUCCGGCCCGAUCACCUGCGCGAGGCGUGGCGGAGGUACAAGGCCGCUGCCGAGGGCGGGUUUGUCGGUACUCAGGGCCUAUGGCACGAGCAGCAGCAUGAUGGGGCGGAGCGCUUCCCUGUGCGGACUGGCGGUCGGCGGAUCUUCAGGUGA
Sodiomyces alkalinus F11 is the source of this 1008-nucleotide messenger RNA. RefSeq names its product histone-fold-containing protein. Gene Ontology annotation, molecular function: protein heterodimerization activity; transcription coactivator activity. The transcript has 2 exons. Gene Ontology annotation, cellular component: transcription factor TFIID complex; nucleus. Bases 1 to 1008 code for a protein of 335 amino acids. NCBI's taxonomy places the organism in Eukaryota, Fungi, Ascomycota, Sordariomycetes, Glomerellales, Plectosphaerellaceae. Gene Ontology annotation, biological process: RNA polymerase II preinitiation complex assembly; transcription initiation at RNA polymerase II promoter. The record is from RefSeq and is a predicted model, not a curated record.